Molecule: messenger RNA, 2547 nt
Organism: Anas platyrhynchos (mallard)
Lineage: Eukaryota; Metazoa; Chordata; Aves; Anseriformes; Anatidae
Source: RefSeq, a predicted model, not a curated record
AUCUGCUCCCCUGCACUUAAGACAUUCAUAUAUUUUUCAAAAAGUAAAAUUAAAAAAUCUCUUCUGCUAGGUCCUUCCUGUAUGUUCCAAGGAGAAGGCAUGUGGACAGUCCGUGCUUGUUGGCAAGCAGGGUGCCGCCGUGCUGCCCAACAGCUGAGAUCCUGCACACCCAACACAUGGACGCCUUGGACUGUCAAGUAAACCUGCUGUGAGAUCACAACAAAGGAAAUACAAGGAAAAAAAAAAAAAGAGAGAGACUUUUAAUAAUACAUAUUUAUUUAUUUUGUUAUACAAACAUUCCGUUUUUUUAGAAAAAAGCUGUGAAAUAUUUAUUUGAGAAGCUAAGGCUCUUGGCUAUGUGGAACUGCAUAACGAAACCUUGUGAUUUGCAUUUUCUAUGCUGCGUUUACUCCUUUCUCAUACAUUAAUAUUAGAGGUUCAAAGCUGGGUGGGGGCUGCCUGAGGCAGCGUGAUGUUUUGUUGGUCCAGUGACUUGGGGCGUGCUGCCUGUGGGUGGAGGGAGGCAGAGGGGACAUGGAGUGAGGCUGUUGCUGUUGUGGUAUUUUGGGAUCUGAACCAUCUCCCCAAAGGGCUCAGGAGAGCACGUCUGCAGCUGGACCAAAUUUGUAACCCUGGUGCCAGGGGCUGUAAUUUCUGAGCCAUCAGGCACCAGCAAAUUGCCAGCUCUCGCCUCCACCAGCCUUUCCUAGAAAGGCUGGAGUGAAGCAAUGGGACCUGUGGGUGUCUCUUUGCUCCUCUCGGUGGAGGAGCGUCUCUUGUGCUUGCUGGGGGUGUUGAUUAUUUCCAAGCCUGAUAACCCUUGCAGUCUGGGGAACAAAGCCGUGCAGCUGCAUCACAAUGCCAGCACAUUGUAGACAUUGCUCGCAGGCAUUAAUGAUUGACCAGCAGCAGCAGGAGGAGGAAAUGACAACGACGGAAGAUGUUUGCUGCACUGUUUGUGGAUUGGUUCCCCCAGUGGAGCUUUGAAAAAAAGCGCGAAAUCUUUCACUUUCUUCCCUGUGUGUGUGCCAGCCUCUUGCCGACAGAGGUGGGAGAAGUGGCAAGUUCUCAGCCCAUGCGCAGCCCCACCAUGCUUUUGCCCUGGGGCUACUGGGCUGGGAUCUGCCUGCUGCUGCUUUGCAGGGGCUGCCGGCUGGCGGAGGCUGCCAGUGGUGUGAAGGAAGCAGUGAAGUCUGAAAGCUUUAUUGCAGCAGCCCUCGGUGGAGAGGCUAACAUCUAUUGCAACUUCUCACUCUCCCUGGAUGUCUUGCAAGUCACUUGGCAGAAGAGAAAUGGGUCUUCUUUCCAGAACGUAGCCACCUACAGUAAAACCUAUGGGCUGCGGCUGAUAGGGUCAUUUCAGAAGAAGGCACGUUUCACUACAGCAGCCCUGAAAGCCUCAGCCAUCACACUACAAAAUCUCACUUUUGAGGAUGAGUCCUGCUACAGAUGCAUCUUCAAUGCGUUCCCUGAUGGUUCUUACAGUAAAGAUACAUGCCUCAACAUUCAGACAAUUUCUGAGCUAACAGUGGAAUUUGAGUCCUACCCGGCCACCAAGGAUCUUCUCACUGCAGUCUGCUCAGCAACAGGAAAGCCUGCUCCCAAUAUCACCUGGCUGAUUGACGAAGACCUCUAUGAGUCCCCUGAGAUACACUACAUCCAAAAUCCAAAUGGAACAGUAACAGUGGCAAACAGAUGCACCUUCUCUGCUAGCCACCUCCACAAUUUGGCUUGCCUCCUUGACCACCCACAGGGAAGGAAAGUGAAGACAUUAACAGGAAAAAAAGGUAAACGGAAGAGCAUAGCCAUUGUGGUGCCUUUCAUAGGUGUGAUCUUCACAGUAUUGACACUUUUCAUCAUCAGUCAUAUCUACAGAAAGAGGAAAAAUCUGCAGAGAGACAGAGCACCCAGCACACCUGCAAGGGAAAAAGGUUUAGAGCAGGAUGUAAGUGAGGAAGCUGCAAACCUGUGCACACCAAAGGACCAGCGCACUGCUUACCAAAAUGAGGAACUGACACCAGGAUCUUGGCUUCGCAGAAGGCCACCACAUAAAAAGAGAAAGCUGGAAGAGACCCCAAGGUCCAGCCUCUCAUUUACAGAGGAAGCAGAGAGCCCGGACACGCGUCAGAGGGAACUUGCUGAGGUGUGCAAUAAGGAGCUGGGCUGCAUGCCCAUGGCUGAGCACAGAGAAGCAACAGCAAAUGGGGAGCCCGAAUCAGGCCCUGACACUGCUGCUUCCCAGCCCAGCACCGGAGAGCCAUCAGCCCACCAAAGCCCCAUCUCCACAAGCCCAGAGACACAAUGAGGCCUACGGGCAAUUGUGGAACCCAAGCUGAGGACGCAGGGGAAAGGACAAUCUGCAUGGGCCCUUCCAGGUCUGCCCCCAGGGGACCCUCACCCCCAGUGUCCAGGCAUGAAACCCAUCACAGAAUCACAGAAUUUCUAGGUUGGAAGAGACCUCAAGAUCAUCGAGUCCAACCUCUGACCUAACACUAACAGUCCCCACUAAACCAUAUCCCUAAGCUCUACAUCUAAACGUCUUUUAAA